AUGGCGCCUGCCUCGACGCAGUUGGUAGGCAUUGCUACUGGCAAUGUGUACAUGGCGACAGCGUCCGGCCCUGUCGCAAAGUUCCCGCGCGUGCCCGCUCGGCUGUGGCGAUCUUUCUGGAAGAUCUCCAAUCUGGCACCGCCAGUGAAGACACAAUGCGCCAGCACAAAGAAGUUGUGA
Pestalotiopsis fici W106-1 is the source of this 180-nucleotide messenger RNA. RefSeq lists its product as uncharacterized. The record is from RefSeq and is a predicted model, not a curated record. Bases 1 to 180 code for a protein of 59 amino acids. The transcript is spliced from 3 exons. NCBI's taxonomy places the organism in Eukaryota, Fungi, Ascomycota, Sordariomycetes, Amphisphaeriales, Sporocadaceae.